AUGCGUCCUACUCUCGGUCUCCGUGCUUUCCGCCCUACCAUGCGCAUGAGGUCCCCGGUUCCUGCCGAGGACCAAGUUGGCCACACCGUCUCCCAGAGACUGCGCAAGCUCCGCCAGAUCCCCCCCGAGUUGAUCCCCCUCGGUGUCGUCGUUGGUUUCGCCCUGGCCGCUGCUACCUACUCCAUCGGCCGCCACUUCAUGACCGACAGCACCAUCCGCAUCAAGCGCCAGAACAAGGCCGCCGCCGAUGCCGCCGAGGCCAGGGAGCACCACUAG
Molecule: messenger RNA, 276 nt
Organism: Colletotrichum siamense
Lineage: Eukaryota; Fungi; Ascomycota; Sordariomycetes; Glomerellales; Glomerellaceae
Exons: 4
Coding region: 1-276 (91 amino acids)
Source: RefSeq, a predicted model, not a curated record